Molecule: messenger RNA, 345 nt
Organism: Odontomachus brunneus
Lineage: Eukaryota; Metazoa; Arthropoda; Insecta; Hymenoptera; Formicidae
Product: cytochrome b-c1 complex subunit 7-like
Exons: 2
Coding region: 1-345 (114 amino acids)
Biological process (GO): mitochondrial electron transport, ubiquinol to cytochrome c
Source: RefSeq, a predicted model, not a curated record
AUGUUUACUCUGAGGAAAGUAGCGUUCGAGUUGUCGGGAUAUAACAAAUACGGGCUUUACACGCACGAUGUGAUAAAUUACGCUAAUCCUAUUGUACGCGAAGCUUUGCGUCGAUUACCAAAGGACAUAGUAGAUGCCAGGAAUUUCAGGAUCAUACGCGCUGCGCAACUGAAUUUUCUGAAGAUAUUCCUGCCUAAGGAGAAAUGGGUCACGUUUGAGCAGGAUUUAGAAUACCGAUACCUUAAUCCGUACAUGAAAGAGAUCGAGGCUGAGCGAGCGGAAAUAAAGGAGUUCGGUUGUCUCAAUUACAGCGACACGGACUGGCCGGCUAAUAAACCGAUAUAA